AUGGAAGGCGGUUUCAACAAAGCUCUCCUCUUAACUAUGGAUAAUGGAGUAGAAGUGAUUGCCAAGUUGCCGUGCCCAAAUGCUGGCCCGCUGAAACACAACACAGCAUCCGAAGUUGCUGUCUUGGAGUUUGUGAGAAACUUCACUUCAGUUCCCGUUCCCAAGGUGUUGGCAUGGAACUCAGAUUCCAACAAUCCUGUGGGCGCCGUAUAUAUCAUUCAGGAAAGAUGUAGCGGCAAACAGCUCGUGGAUGUUUGGGACGACAUGAACGAGCCAACUAAGUUCAAACUUAUUCAGAGUCUAAGUCAACUCGAAGGAGAACUUUCUUCAAUCAAAUUUCCGGCAUUCGGGAAUCUUUAUCUUAGAACCGUGUGCCCUGGAGGUUCGCGACCCCUAGAUGCCGCAAUUGACCCCGAUUCCAAGUUCUGUAUUGGUCCAGGAAUUGAUGAGACCUGGCCAGGGGCUUCCUUUUUAAAUUCCGACGAGACAGCUUCCUAUGCGGGUCCAUGGGACCAGUUAGCUGACCUUGGACUUGGUCCGGCCAAACGUGGACUUUGGCAUUUGGAGAAUUCGGACACUGUUGUUGCUCGUGGACCUCACCAUGGGUCUAAUGAGGAGCAUAUAACGAUGCUGGAAAAUGCUAUGAAGAUAAUACCCAUCGUAUCGGUGACGCCUCUGCUUCAACGCCAUUCGAGGCCAGUGCUUUGGCACACCGACCUACACCUUGGUAAUAUAUUUGUUGCGGACGAAAACCCAACAAAAAUCCUCGGCCUCAUCGACUGGCAAUACACCACCAUUCUUCCGUUACUUUCUCAAGUACGCUGGCCUCUAUUUCUCAACCCCCCGGAAGGAUACCAACGUGGUAUGGCCAAACUAGAACUACCACCGAAUUUCGAAGAAAUGGACCCGGAUGAGAAAGCGUUUGCUCUUGCGGAAAGAGAUGAAGCCACAAGGACAAAAUGCUACGAGGCGGCACUCUCUAAGUAUAGUCCCGCGUCUCUUCUUGCCAUGAACCAGAUCAGUGACACACUCCGGGAUCUUUACAUCAGGUGCGACAAGACCUACAAGGAAGGUAUUAUUCCGCUCCGUGACUCCUUGAUCCUGAUCUCGGAGAAUUGGUCCAAUUGGGGCCUAUCUGGACAGUGUCCGGUAACAUUUAGCCAAGAAGAAAUUGACACGCAUGAAGCGGAACUGUCUCAAUACCGCGAUUGGCAUCAACUACGCGGGUAUACUCAUCAACUCCUAUAUUCAGAUGAUGAAGGCUGGAUUCCCCCACAGUGUGAUUUUGAAGAGAUGAGGGCAAAACAUAACUAUCUCUACCAAGUGUACCUUGAGAAGGAAGAAUUGUCCGAGGAAGAAGGUAGAAAAACAUGGUUCUAUAGAGACCGGGAGUGA
Molecule: messenger RNA, 1395 nt
Organism: Nannizzia gypsea CBS 118893
Lineage: Eukaryota; Fungi; Ascomycota; Eurotiomycetes; Onygenales; Arthrodermataceae
Exons: 3
Coding region: 1-1395 (464 amino acids)
Cellular component (GO): mitochondrion
Source: RefSeq, a predicted model, not a curated record